AUGCCAUCCGACAAAGUAGAGAAAAAGCGCAAGCGCGUCUCGGAACGCCAUGAGCGUCCCAGCAAAAAGGCUGUUCUGGAACUGCAGGCCCUCCCGCCGUUGGCAGCUAGCAUUGUCGAGGAUCAGAGCGAGCUGGCUCCAGUGAUCGCUACGACACCUGGCGUCCUGGACCCGAAGGCCAUUCAAUUCGACCCAUACCUCAAAGCCCACGAUGGCAAACGACCGACUCUCGCUCGGAACUCAGGAAUUGUCUCCUCAGAGUUGCUGCUGCAGUCAUCUGAGCAUGAGAAGAUGGAUUUUGUCGGCCGGGAGGGAACAGGAGAUGAUACAGACUCACAGCUCAAGCACUACGUUGCCAUCGUGGACCCAGAGAACAAGACAUGGCAGAUUGUGGAAGCGCGGCGAGUGACUCUUCGUGGUGGUGUCCGCACUAUCAAGAACGAUGAGGAUGAAGACUCCGAGGAGGAGAAUAACACUAUGCGCGCUCAACGCACGGCCUUGACCAACACAUUCGGUACAAAGCAGUCUCGCAAGGCUGUGCAGUCCAUGGCCGAGAACGCUCAGCUAUCCAACGCCCCGGCUGGAUCCGUCACCGAAGCCGGUGCUGCGCUUAUUUCCUCUCUGCCUGCGGAUGUUGCUUCUGGCAAGGCCAAGGCACUCAAUGUGCAGGCCGAGGUGCAAGCAGCCAAGCCCUUACCCACACCCAACCUUACCGCAGCUCACCCGCUGGACUUCUACCCUAUCGAAACAUUGGUUCCCGGCGGAAGCUCGACUCUGCGCCAAUUGACCGGCAUCGAAGAAUGGAAGCAGCAAGUGGAAGCCGGCCUGGCUAUUACUACCGGUUCCAGAUAUGUGGCCAGCCGCGUCGAGGCAGUUGUACUUUCCGGAAACCAGGAGAAGCUUCAGGUUCUCCGAUUCAUCCAGCUGCUGCUGGAAUUCGCUCGUUCCCUCAAGUCGGGCCGUUCUGCUGGCGCUGGUCCUGGCAGCAAGAAGUUGCCGCCCCGUGACGAGCUCCGCAAGAUUCUUUCCAGCACAUCCGGAGUCAAGGCCGACGACUCUGAUGAGUCUUCUGUAGAGCUCCUCCCGGACUCUGUUCUCGACGCCCUCCGUCGCCGCUUCGCCCCGAGCGGUGGCUCGGUCAGCAAACACGACCUGACCCUCCUCCACACCUCCAUCUGUGCCCUUUCCCUGCACAUUCCCCCCCAGCCCGCCAAGGACGGUGGAUCCAGCUCUCUCGGCGGUAACGCAGCUAACGAGCUGGCAACCGACCCCGCUGAUCUCCGUGAUGACCUGCGUCUCGACUCAAAUACUGUGCAGCAAUACUUCCGCGAACUGGGUUGCCGCAUCGACCGGCCCCGCGAGUCAGAAUACGCCAAAUGGAACAUCAAGGGUGGACGUGCUGAGGCAAAUGCUCGUCGCAUCGCCCGUCUACGUAUUCCCGUCGAGUUCCCUAAGGUUAGUCGUGGAGGCAAGGCCUAA
Messenger RNA from Penicillium pulvis, 1479 nucleotides. Its product is annotated as DNA-directed RNA polymerase I subunit RPA49. Gene Ontology annotation, molecular function: DNA binding. The record is from RefSeq and is a predicted model, not a curated record. The coding region runs from base 1 to 1479 and encodes 492 amino acids. Gene Ontology annotation, biological process: nucleolar large rRNA transcription by RNA polymerase I; RNA polymerase I preinitiation complex assembly; transcription elongation by RNA polymerase I. Gene Ontology annotation, cellular component: RNA polymerase I complex. The transcript is spliced from 3 exons. Lineage: Eukaryota; Fungi; Ascomycota; Eurotiomycetes; Eurotiales; Aspergillaceae.